This is a messenger RNA of Cylindrotheca closterium, 366 nucleotides long. NCBI's taxonomy places the organism in Eukaryota, Bacillariophyta, Bacillariophyceae, Bacillariales, Bacillariaceae. The record is from the annotation of a GenBank genome assembly.
AUGAUUUCCCGACCCAAGGUCGUUGUACUACCCGUUACCGAUCAAGUAAUCCAGCGUGUUGAAGCUUGGGCUGCUGCUGAAGGUGUUACUUCCGUGAAGUUCUUUGAUAAGAAGAGAGAUUUGGAGACUUUUCAAGAUGGCGAUCAAAUUGCAGGAGUGGAUGACACAGAACAAGGUUACUUAGAAGAAGCCUUUGAUCAGGACUAUGAACCUGAAGAUGAAGAUGAACGUGAUUUCAAUCUCCAUGGACAAUUCGAUGAUAUCAAUGACUCCAAAAGAGAAGAGCUCUUGGCAGAUGCAGACAAUGAUGUCGAUGAUAUGCCAAAACUCACUGUCAGAUUCCAAGGAGAUGAUGACUAUAUAUAA